GUUUAAUGUCGCUGUGUGCGUGGCGGUGGUUUAGCUUCCGGUAUACUGUAGGCGCAAACUCACAUGAAGGCAUGGCACAGACACAAAAGGGGCAGGGGCUAGCUAGAGAGGAGCAAUGAUAACAUGUUUCCUCUGACGUUUCUCCACCUUGCCGUUGGUUGUGGCUUGGCCUCUGGACCGUUUGCAGCUGGUUGCACGGGACGCAGCGCUUUUUGCCCUCACAAACUCCUUCAUCACAUCACAUUGGAGUUUCCACGCUGUGCCAUUCUUAGAGGGCAAGAAUUUGGACUGUUCUAAAUACCGUACCGUACGACUUUAGUACGUCACUACAGAGGGCUCGGCUCGUGUGUCAAACAUCAUCUCAGCAAGUGUCACGCUGUCACGCUUCUUGUGCUGCUCAUCUUUUCUUUGAAAACAGAAUUUGGCCGACGACGACCUGUGAAGACAACAAAAACCAAAGCCAUCAAUCCGUUCCUGUUUGAGCAAAUGGACAACAGCCAUGAUUUCUGUUGUCGCACUCGUGUGUUGCAUUUUUCCUGUUGCGGCAGCUGUCAUUGAAAGUGUCCAACUCAGAGGAGCGAGUGUCAGUCAUUUCCAAAGGCGACUGGCGGACGAAUCGGGUACCAAAAUCGUUGGCGGACAGGAGGCAUCUCUGAACGCACAUCCUAGUUUUGUGCAAUGGGGUGACAACUGUGGGGGAGUCUUGAUACAUGAUGAUAUUGUGAUCAGUGCUUCACACUGCAACUUUGUUGCAAAUUCCAUUGGAAGAUGUCCUUUGUAUGUUGGUGGCAAUGGGACACAAAAUAGUGGAACCAGAAUGUACGCCUCAGCUGCUUUCAAGCAUCCGAGAUAUGACUCCGAGAAUUCAUUUGCCUAUGACUUUCUCAUCCUGAAGCUUCCUCAGCGGAUGCAAGGAAUUCCUUUUGCCUCGUUGAAUGAUGACCCCCGCUAUCCAACUGAUGGGGCACCAUUAACGGUGGUGGGUCAUGGAAUUUUACAUGAAGAAGAUGCCAGGGAAGAUGCACCCACAGUAUACCAUGAGGUUGCUGUUCCUUACAUUCGAAACUGCUCUGAAUUCUAUGAGAAUGUUGAUCCAGCUAUCCAGUUUUGCGCUGGAGACAUGCCUCUAGGAGGGAAGGAUACUUGUCAGGGAGACUCUGGAGGAGGAAUAUUUGAUGAGAAUGGGCUUCUUGUGGGGAUUGUUAGCUGGGGCAGAGGGUGCGCUCAACCAUCCCAGCCUGGAGUAUAUGCAAGAAUAUCAGCCAUUGAACGAUGGGUGGCUCACAUGAUAUGUCAAGAAAGUGAUUACCCCCCAGCAGACUGUGAAGAUCUGAAAGUCAACAUUACACUGGAUGACCAUCCAGAAGAAUUCGGGAUGAGUCUGUUGGACUUUCAUAGUGUUCAACAACCGGAAGUUGUUAUCAUCCCUCCGGGCAGUCUAAGUCGGGUGGCUCCAAGACGUACUCGUCGAUACAGCUUCUCUGUUCCCAAGGGUCGGAGCUAUCUUUUGCAGGUUGAAGACACUGGUCAAAAUGGAUUUUGCUGUGAAAAGGGAGUAGGCGAAGUUACUGUCCAAGAUGGACAUUCUUUUUAUCAUCUCAGUGGUGAUUUUCAAGGCCAAUGUGCCUCAAUUUUGCUUCCAUUUGUUGGUGGGUCUGAUGGAGCAAUCAUUUCAUCCUCCCCAAACAGUGCAAACGAAACGCAUUUGUCUAUCCUGUCGCCACCUGUUCUGUAUGCUAUCGCAGUGGAUGUGAGAUACCAAGGCCCAUCAGAUGACACCACCUGGAAGGUAGUGCGUUGCAACACAGACUCAACAUUUACAACAAUCCACGAGGACCUCCCUGAGGGUCGAAUACUGAAUGACAUGGAAAAAGAGGUUCAGGUGGGGCUCCAUGACUUGGUUGCUGGAAUCUAUGAACUCCAAGUAGGAGAAAAUAGCGUGGAUGGUGGUGAGCCGAGACUGGCUGGCUUCAGCGUCACUGCCAUUGAUAAUGAGGAUUCCUCGUUCUUGUCGUUGCUCUACAAAUACCGAGGCGAGGCAGGUAAAUUCCAGGGGCGUUUUGAGUUGGGGCUUGCCUGAACAGGCAGCGGCUGUUGAGUCGAUGGUGACAAGAAGCCGUAUCGAUUAAGUGUAUGAUUAGUGGGAACCGAAAUGUAUGCAUCAUAGUAAGUGUAACUUCUAAGUCUCUAGCUAGCUAGCAAUUGUUAUGAC
Molecule: messenger RNA, 2212 nt
Organism: Seminavis robusta
Lineage: Eukaryota; Bacillariophyta; Bacillariophyceae; Naviculales; Naviculaceae
Source: the annotation of a GenBank genome assembly